This is a messenger RNA of Nicotiana tabacum (common tobacco), 700 nucleotides long. RefSeq names its product monothiol glutaredoxin-S1-like. The record is from RefSeq and is a predicted model, not a curated record. Lineage: Eukaryota; Viridiplantae; Streptophyta; Magnoliopsida; Solanales; Solanaceae.
CAAAUUCUGAGGCCUCUCUAUAUAGUUUCAUGGUAGGUUCAGGUUUCUCACAACAAAAUAAAGCCUGAAAUUCACUUCAGAAACCUUCAUUAUUUCUUGUAGCCUUCACAACUUCUUUUACUUUUAACCAAACGCUAUAAAUCUUGGCAUUUUGCCAAACACAUUAUUUCUUGAACAUACGAACAAUAUGGAUAUGGUGAUGAAGUUGGGAGCAAUAAGCCCUGUGGUGAUAUUCAGCAAGAGUAGUUGUUGCAUUUCUCAUAGCAUCGAAACCCUAAUCCGUAGUUUUGGAGCAAACCCUACAGCUUACGAGCUCGAUAGACAUCCAAAUGGGAAGCAAAUGGAGAAGGCACUAAUUGAACUAGGGUGUCAGCCAAGUGUGCCAGCAAUUUUUAUAGGGAAUGAGUUGGUUGGUGGUUCUAAUGAGAUCAUGAGCCUUAAUGUGAGAAGCAAGCUGAAACAAUUGCUCAUUAGGGCUAAUGCCAUUUGGGUAUAAAAAUUAAUGACUAGCUAGUAGCAAUUCUACGAGUUUUGAUAAUAAAUAUCAACCAUUUAUAGAGAGUCUUCUAGCUUCGGACUGUUCUUUUUCUCCUAUUUUGCUUAUUGAUGCAUGUACUAAUAAUGUUAUACAAUUACAGUUAUAGUUGUUUUCUUUAUGUAUUGCACUUUAAUCCAAUGUAUUCAAGAUAUGUUAUAUACA